GGCCCUCGGAGCGCGGAGCCGCUGCCUCUGCGCACCAGCUGCCAGGCUGCCCUCCACCGCUAUCUGCUUUCGUUUUGUUUCUUUUUUUUUUCCUUCCCUCCUUGGGACUGAAAGCAGGAUCGGCGUCCCUGAAACUGCUAUGCCAGCUGAACUCUCCCGGGCCGUGGGAAUGCACGCUAUCUCCGACCUGCACUCCUCCCUCCCUCUGCGGCUCCUCAACAAGGGGCCCGAGUACCUCCGCAGGCAGAUGGAGGCCGGCAACCCGGGCAGGAAAAGUGCCGUGGAGAGACUGGCCGCCGAUAAGGCCAAGUACGUAAAGAGCCAGCAGGUCAUCAGCACCAGGCAAGAGCCCGUCAUCUCGCUCAGCUCAGCCUCGGAGAGCAGCAGCGAGACCUGUUCGGUGGAGAGCAAAGCAGUCAGCAGGGACUUGGGCAGAGGGAAGGGCGCGAAGCCCCUGGAGCUGGCCAAGGCGGGGUACUCCUGCCGCGCCCCCUUGCAGCACGGCCCCCCCAUCGCCAGGCGCAGCACCCACAAGAGACAGAUGCGGCCGGAUUCCCUGGUGAUUUACCGUCAGAAAUGCGAGUUUGGGAGAGGUCAAAGCCAGGACAGCUCGCGGGGGAACUUGGUGAAGAGAAUCUUCCAUGGGUCCAUAAAGGAGAAGCAGUUGCCUUCCCCUGAGUUGCCCAGAGUCAUGGAGGACACCGCGGGCACCGAGAGCAAUGAGCCCCUCUCGGCAAAAGAUGGUGACCGUGAGCCAAGCGACUAUGCAGUGGAGCAAACGGUCCCUGUGAGCACCGAAGGCCCAGGGGUAUGUACAAAAGAGCAUGAGAGACCCUCAAACCUGAGUGUACCUCCUGACGAGGUCAAGGAGGUGAAGAGGAGAGGUCUCCAUCGGUCCCAGUCGGACAUCAGCUCUCGCUACUCUAAGUCCUUUGCUGAGUUUGAUACAUUUUUCAAGUACUGUGGCCUGGAGCAGGAGGUCAUUGAGGACCUUGGAAGAGAGAACUUCUCCGUGGUGUCUGACAAUGUCUCCUUCAAGUUCCGCAGCAUCAGUGUGGCAACAUCUGAGAGCGACUUUACGAGGCACAGUGGGGAUGAGGGGCUGCUGGAGGAUGAACUCACAGAGCAGGUCCCAAGCAGCACCUCUGUGGUCGAGCGAAAUGCUCGGAUAAUCAAAUGGUUGUAUACGUGUAAGAAAGCCAAGGAGAAUAACAAGGUGAUCCAGGAACUGGCGUGAUGGCUUCUUUCAGCGUGCGUUGCAGCCUGGUGAAC
Manacus vitellinus (golden-collared manakin) is the source of this 1272-nucleotide messenger RNA. RefSeq names its product family with sequence similarity 110 member C (gene FAM110C). The transcript has a single exon. The record is from RefSeq and is a predicted model, not a curated record. Gene Ontology annotation, cellular component: cell cortex. Bases 140 to 1237 code for a protein of 365 amino acids. Gene Ontology annotation, biological process: regulation of cell projection assembly; positive regulation of cell migration. Gene Ontology annotation, molecular function: alpha-tubulin binding. Lineage: Eukaryota; Metazoa; Chordata; Aves; Passeriformes; Pipridae.